Messenger RNA from Nematostella vectensis (starlet sea anemone), 3081 nucleotides. Its product is annotated as kinesin-associated protein 3. The record is from RefSeq and is a predicted model, not a curated record. The coding region runs from base 11 to 2806 and encodes 931 amino acids. The transcript is spliced from 17 exons. Gene Ontology annotation, biological process: microtubule-based movement; cilium organization. Gene Ontology annotation, molecular function: kinesin binding. NCBI's taxonomy places the organism in Eukaryota, Metazoa, Cnidaria, Anthozoa, Actiniaria, Edwardsiidae. Gene Ontology annotation, cellular component: ciliary transition zone; axoneme; kinesin II complex.
UUUCAUUCCCAUGAUACCCUGCGCUCAUAUUUUCAAACAAAAUGGCGGCGAGGUCGAUAUUUCGCUGGAGAAGAAACCAAAAAGAAGUAAUGUGUGUCUAGCUUACUGGAUACAACCAACACGAUACAAGAUGCAAGCAAACGAAGCUAGAUUCCUUAAAAGGAGGGUUAAAGGGGGGAACAUCGAUGUGCAUCCGACUGAAAAUGCCAUCGUGGUGAAUUAUGAAGUUGAGGCCAUCAUUCUUGGUGAGAUGGGAGAACCUAUGGUUGGCGAGAGAAAAGAAUGCCAAAAAGUGAUUCGUCUUAGAAGUUUAAAUUCUACAACAAAUAUUGCAGCUCUGUCAAAGGAGAUUAUUGAAAAAUGCAAACUUAUCCAUCCAUCAAAACUCCCCGAAGUGGAGCAACUACUUUAUUACCUUCAGAAUCGAAAAGAGAACUCAAAAUCUAAAGAUAAACAGAAGACAGAGCGAGAGAGACUUGAGGAAAGAUCUGCAGAGUUUGAGGGGACAGAGAUUGAUGAGGUUGCAAACAUUAAUGACAUUGAUGACUACAUUGAGCUUCUGUAUGAGGAUAUCCCUGAGAAGAUCCGAGGCACUGCCCUGAUCCUACAGCUAUCUCGAAAUCCUGAUAACUUAGAGGAGCUAGCUCAGAAUGAGACUGUCCUUGGGGCACUGUCAAGGGUGAUGCGAGAGGACUGGCGCAAGAGCUCUGAGCUCACCACCAACAUCGUGUACAUGUUCUUCUGCUUCUCCAGCUUCUCCCAGUUCCACACCAUCAUCAUCCAUUACAAGGUCGGGGCCAUGUGUAUGCAAGUUAUGGAGCAUGAGAUCACACGCUACAAGUCAUGGACUGAGGAACUGGAAAAGAAACGAACUGGCAAAAAUCAGAAAGACUACGAGAAAAGCUACAAAAAGUUUCUUGGACUUGUGAAGAAGCAAGAACAAUUACUAAGAGUUAUCAUCUACCUGCUACUAAACUUGGCUGAGGAUGCGAAGGUGGAGAUGAAGAUGAAGAACAAGGGCGUGGUCAGCAUGCUGGUCCAGUUGCUGGAGCGGGACAAUGCCGACCUCCUCAUCUUGGUGGUGUCCUUCCUCAAGAAGCUCUCUAUCUUUGUGGAAAACAAGGAUGAAAUGGCAGAAGCCAACAUUAUUCAGAAAAUCAACAAGCUUAUUCCUAACUCUAAUGAGGAUCUGCUGAAUAUCACUCUUCGUCUGCUGCUGAAUCUCUCCUUCGACACCCAACUCCGUGAAGCCGCAGUCAAGUGUGGACUUGUUCCUAAACUUGUCCAGCUGAUAUCGAACGAAAUUCACAGUGUAGUUGUUCUCUGCAUCCUGUACCACAUAAGCAUGGAUGACAAGUUCAAGUCCAUCUUUACCUACACUGACUGUGUACCUACUGUCAUGAAGCUGAUGCUUGAGAGUCCCGGGGAGCAGAUAGAACUCGAACUGAUUGCUCUCUGUAUAAACCUGGCAGCCAAUAAGCGCACAGCACAACUCAUCUGUGAGGGGCCUGGGCUAAGGCUGCUCUUGCGACGCGCCUUCAAGUUCCAGGAUGCACUGCUGCUCAAGAUGAUCCGGAACAUAUCUCAGCACGACGGGCCGACAAAGAAACAGUUCAUAGAUUUCAUUGGUGAUCUGGCCAAUGCCGUGCGUACAUGCCCGGAUGAAGAGUUCGUGGUCGAAUCUCUAGGCAUUCUGGGUAACCUAACAAUCCCUGAACUCGAGUUCAAGCAGCUCCUUGUGGAUUACGGGAUGCUUUCCUACAUCAAGGAUAAACUGCAGCCAGGUGCUGCCGAAGACGAUCUAAUUCUGGAAGUGGUGAUACUCAUCGGGACGGUGUCCAUGGAUGAUGGAUGUGCCUCAAUCCUGGCGAAAGAAGGCGUCAUACAAACACUGAUUGAACUUUUAAAUGCAAAACAGGAGGAUGACGAAGUCGUGCUGCAGAUCGUUUAUGUCUUCUAUCAGAUGAUCUUCCACAAGGCAACCCGUGACGUCAUCAUCAAGCAGACUCAGGCGCCCGCUUACCUAAUCGACCUGAUGCACGAUAAAAACACGGAGAUCCGCAAAGUAUGCGACCAGACACUAGAUAUUAUCAUGGAAUACGACGAGGAAUGGGCGCGGAAGAUUCAAGCAGAGAAAUUCCGCUGGCACAACUCCCAGUGGCUUGACAUGAUUGAGAACCACGCCCAGACAGACGGUGACGUGGAGGGCUACUAUGGUGACGAGGUCCCUUACCUAGAUGGAGACCUCCUGGACCGGCCCGACCUGUUCUACGGGCACCCGGGCUAUGAUGAUCCUGUCACGCUAAUAUCACGCGAGGGAGCUGUCACGCCAGAGUUCAUCGGUGACGAGCAGGGAGAGUACAUGAUGUACAAUGGGCAGGGAUACAUAGAUCCCAGAGAGCACCCCGCAUUUAUGGGCCCGGAUGGGCACCCUGCGUACAUGGGUCCUGAUGGGCACCCAGCAUAUAUGGACCCAGACGGACACCCUGCAUAUAUGGACCCUGAGAGCCAAGCAUACAUGUCGCGAUACCCUGUGGGAGGGUACCCCGAAGAUGAAUAUGGAUACGGAGGGGAGGAGGGUGUGGAAGAUUGGGGUCGAUUAAUUGGCGCUGAAGAAGAAUAUAUGUCCGACCAUAUGGGCCGUCCGGUAAGCCGGUAUCGGGGACGGCCUACUUCGCCCAUGUAUGCACCCUCCGAGGGGGGGAGGCCUGGAAGCAAACAUAGUGGUAGACCGGGACAGUACGAGGCCGAGGAGACUGACAUGUAUGGGAGGCCUGUGUCUCGCAUGCAGUAUGGAUAUAGAUAGUCCACCCCCCUCGCCUCAAGUCACUCCUCGCGUUUUAUUGAUAAAAAUAUCGUAGUUUAUUCUAUCAUGCCAGGCUGAGCUCUUACGGCGUACUUUUUAUGUUUCGUCCCAGAUUCAAACGCGAAUAAACAGUCGAUUGUUUUGUCUUCAUUUGCACGCAUUCGCAUUUGAUCCGGCAUGCGAAAAGUACGCCGUAUGAACUGGUUCUAACUCGUCCAGGAAGUUUGUAGUUUCUCCUACAGCGAUGUGCUCAAUCAUUAAACUCUUUAAACUCA